Molecule: messenger RNA, 1965 nt
Organism: Penicillium chermesinum
Lineage: Eukaryota; Fungi; Ascomycota; Eurotiomycetes; Eurotiales; Aspergillaceae
Product: H(+)-transporting V1 sector ATPase subunit A
Exons: 5
Coding region: 1-1965 (654 amino acids)
Biological process (GO): proton transmembrane transport; ATP metabolic process
Cellular component (GO): fungal-type vacuole membrane; proton-transporting V-type ATPase, V1 domain
Molecular function (GO): ATP hydrolysis activity; proton-transporting ATPase activity, rotational mechanism; ATP binding
Source: RefSeq, a predicted model, not a curated record
AUGAUCGACUCUCCAACUCAUCUAUUAAUUGACAGCGAAUGUUGGGCCUGGGAGAGACCUCUUUUGAAGAGCCGGCCAUCUCUGCUGGAACUUAUUCGCCGCCCAGAACGAGAGCUCCCUGCCACUGCCACCGCUUCCAGACUCGCCCUCGCCCGCUUCAACCAGCUCGUCCAUCUCCUCCCCCCUCCCUCCACUGCACGCACCUCCACCAUGUCUUCGCAAGCUGAGGAUGGAAAGAUCUUCUCGGUCUCCGGACCCGUUGUUGUGGCCGAGCAGAUGAUCGGUUGUGCCAUGUACGAGCUGUGUCGUGUCGGCCACGAUAUGCUCGUCGGUGAGGUCAUUCGAAUUGAUGGCGAUAAAGCUACUAUUCAGCCUACCGGCAAGCCUCUCUCCGUCGAACUGGGGCCCGGGUUGAUGGAGACCAUUUACGAUGGUAUUCAACGACCCCUCAAGGCCAUCUCCGAUUCGUCUAAGAGUAUCUACAUUCCACGUGGAAUUUCCGUGAAUGCGCUCGACCGUGAGAAGAAGUGGGAGUACAAGCCUGCCAACUUCAAGGUUGGCGACCACAUUACCGGGGGUGAUAUCUGGGGUAUCGUUUUCGAGAACAGCUUAUUGAAUGAGCACAAAAUCUUGCUGCCCCCGCGUGCACGGGGUACCAUCACCCGCAUAGCUCCUGCGGGCAGCUACACCGUCGACGAGAAGCUCUUGGAGAUUGAAUUCGAUGGCAAGAAGACCGAGCAUGGUAUGAUGCAGACUUGGCCCGUUCGUGUGCCUCGUCCCGUUACCGACAAGCUUCCUGCCGAUGCGCCCUUCAUUGUCGGCCAACGUGUGCUGGAUGCCCUCUUCCCUAGUGUGCAGGGUGGUACAGUGUGCAUCCCUGGCGCCUUCGGCUGUGGCAAGACUGUCAUUUCUCAAAGUGUCUCCAAAUUCUCCAACAGUGAUAUCAUUGUUUAUGUUGGUUGUGGUGAGCGUGGUAAUGAGAUGGCCGAAGUAUUGAUGGAUUUCCCUGAGCUUUCUAUCAACAUCGACGGCCGCAAGGAACCUAUUAUGAAGCGUACUUGCUUAAUUGCGAACACCUCCAACAUGCCCGUCGCUGCUCGUGAGGCCUCUAUCUACACCGGUAUCACGAUCGCCGAAUAUUUCCGUGACCAGGGCAAGAACGUUGCUAUGAUGGCCGACUCAAGUUCUCGAUGGGCCGAGGCUUUGCGUGAGAUUUCCGGUCGUCUGGGUGAGAUGCCUGCUGAUCAGGGUUUUCCCGCCUACUUGGGUGCCAAACUGGCGUCUUUCUACGAGCGAGCUGGUAAGACCAGUGCUCUUGGCAGCCCCGAGCGUGUAGGCAGUGUCAGCAUUGUUGGCGCUGUCAGCCCGCCCGGCGGUGACUUCUCGGACCCUGUCACUACCAGUACCCUGGGUAUUGUCCAGGUCUUCUGGGGUCUUGAUAAGAAGCUGGCCCAGCGCAAGCACUUCCCCUCCAUCAACACCUCAAUCUCCUACAGCAAAUACAACGCCGUCCUGGACAAGUACUAUGAAAAGAAUAACCCGGAUUUCCCUCGCCUUCGUGAUCAGAUCCGUGAGCUUCUUUCCAAGUCUGAGGAGUUAGACCAGGUUGUGCAGCUGGUCGGUAAGGCCGCUCUGGGUGACUCUGACAAGAUCACCUUGGAUGUGGCUAGCAUGAUCAAGGAGGACUUCCUCCAGCAGAAUGGUUACAGUGACUACGAUCAGUUCUGCCCAUUGUGGAAGACCGAGUAUAUGAUGAAGGCAUUCAUGAGCUUCCACGACGAGGCUCAAAAGGCUAUUUCCCAGGGUCAGAGCUGGAGCAAGGUUCGUGAGGCCACCAGUGACCUCCAGUCUUCCCUCCGAAGUAUGAAGUUCGAGGUUCCCGACGAUGAACAAGCGAUUUCCAGCAAAUACGAGAAGGUCCUGCAGUCCAUGACUGAUCGAUUUGCUUCCGUCUCUGACGAGUAA